GAAUCCAAGCACUCCACAUGGUCUUAAAAAGCUUCCUUCUCCGACUAAUGGAGAUAAAGAUAUUGGUGGUCUUUUGCAAAAACGUGGUGCAAAAUAUUCGUCUCGUCCACCGAGUUAUUAUCUUCAUCAAAUAUUGGCAAGAAAUAAAGCGUUUGUUCGUGUCUUAUUUUGA
Dentiscutata erythropus is the source of this 172-nucleotide messenger RNA. The record is from the annotation of a GenBank genome assembly. Lineage: Eukaryota; Fungi; Glomeromycota; Glomeromycetes; Diversisporales; Gigasporaceae.